This is a messenger RNA of Cynocephalus volans (Philippine flying lemur), 4218 nucleotides long. It is a transcript of the gene ZNF202, whose product is annotated as zinc finger protein 202. The record is from RefSeq and is a predicted model, not a curated record. Bases 631 to 2577 code for a protein of 648 amino acids. NCBI's taxonomy places the organism in Eukaryota, Metazoa, Chordata, Mammalia, Dermoptera, Cynocephalidae. Gene Ontology annotation, molecular function: DNA-binding transcription factor activity; RNA polymerase II cis-regulatory region sequence-specific DNA binding. The transcript has 10 exons. Gene Ontology annotation, biological process: regulation of transcription by RNA polymerase II.
UAGGCCUCACGCAGCUUGGGUCUGGCAGCGCUGUUUCGGUCGGGUGUGGGUGGGGGAGAAGCCCGGGCAGGGGAGGAGCCGCCGGAGCUGUCGGAGCCCUGUACCCCUUUCGCACUCUAUGUACAGAAUUGGAGUAGACAGUCAUUUCAAGGGCUCAGCAAGGUUUACUACAAUGUGAGGGAUUCUUGGGAAUUGAAACUAUACAGAUGAGAUGAGACACAGCUGUUGAAAGUGGACUGAGAACCUUGAAGGUGGGCCGGAGGCAAUUGUCGUGCAGCGUAAAAAGACUGAGAAAUGCAGGCUACCUCGGGCUGUAUGUGGACACUGGGCUGGAGCGGGACAAAACGAGGAAGACAGUUGCGAAACUUGAACUAAGUCAUUCGUUCAACGUUACUGCAGGGAUCCCAGUACAGAAGUCAUGGCAGUCCAAGCUAGAGAUGAAGAGGGCCCAAACUAAAGCAGUCUGUAGGAAGGAAACCAGACUUAGAGGCGGAAUUGGAAAUAUUCGUGAAGAGGAAAAUGCAUUCUCACCUAGGUCCCUUGGGAGAGACAACUGGAGGUGUCCAGGCUGAGACAGGGGUAAUGCCAGCGUGAGCCCUAGAUGGUGUGAGGCCAUCCCAGAGCCAGGAAAUGGCUACAGCCAUGGAGCCAGAGGACCAGGAUCUUUGGGAAGAAGAAGGAAUUCUGAUGGUAAAACUGGAAGAUGACUUCACCUGUAGGCCAGAGUCUGUCUCACAGAGGGACGACCCCGUGCUGGAGACCUCUCACCAGAACUUCCGGCGCUUCCGCUACCAGGAAGCAGCAAGCCCUCGAGAAGCUCUCAUCAGACUUCGAGAACUGUGUCAUCAGUGGCUGCGGCCAGAGAGGCGGACAAAGGAGCAGAUCCUAGAGCUGCUUGUGCUGGAACAAUUCCUUACUGUCCUGCCUGGAGAACUGCAGAGCUGGGUGCGCGGCCAACGACCAGAGAGCGGCGAGGAGGCGGUGACGCUGGUGGAGGGUUUGCAGAAACAACCCAGGAGACCAAGGCGGUGGGUGACUGUCCACGUUCACGGCCAGGAAGUCCUGUCAGAGGAGACAGUGCACUUAGGAGCAGAGUUUGAGUCACCUCAUGAGCCACAGGGUGCUGCACAGGCCUCGACCCCCGAGCAGUCCCAGGAGGAAAGCACACAGAGCCCAGAUCUGGGGGCACCAGAAGACCAGAGCCCAUGUCCUGAAGAGGAGCUGCCACCCCUGCAGGAGAGCGAGACUCCAGCGCCUCAGGACCCUGACCUUCCCGCAGAGAGGAGCUCUGGAGGCUCUGAGAUGGUUGCCCUUCUCGCUGCUCUGUCACAGGGACUGGUAACUUUCAAGGAUGUGGCUGUAUGUUUCUCCCAGGACCAGUGGAGUGAUCUAGAUCCAACACAGAAAGAAUUCUAUGGAGAAUAUGUCUUAGAAGAAGACUGUGGAAUUGUGGUCUCUCUGUCAUUUCCAAUCCCCAGACUAGAUGAGAACUCCCAGGUUAGAGAGGAAGAGCCUUGGGUCCCAGAUAUCCAAGAGCCUCAAGAGCCUUCAGAGCCAGAAAUCCUGAGUUUUACCUACACAGGAGAUAGGAGUGAAGAUGAGGAGGGGGAUCUUGAGCAAGAAGAUCUGAAUUUGGAGGAUAUACAGAGGUCUAUUUUGGGAGAUCCGGAAAUUCACCAGACUCCAGAUUGGGAAAUAGUCUUUGAGGAUAACCCAGGUAGACUUAAUGAAAGAAGAUUUGGUACCAGUAUUUCUCAAGUGAAUAGUUUUAUGAGUCUUCGGGAAGCCACGCCUAUUCACUCCCUCUUAGGGAAACAUCACAACUGUACUGUAUGUGGAAAAAGCUUCACUUGUAACUCCCACCUUGUUAGACACCUGAGAACUCACACGGGAGAGAAACCCUAUAAAUGUAUGGAGUGUGGGAAAAGUUACACUCGGAGCUCCCAUCUUGCCAGGCAUCAAAAGGUUCACAAGAUGAUCACUCCUUACAAAUGUCCCCUAAACCGGAAGAAUUUGGAUGAGACCUCCCCUCUGACCCAGGCUAAGAGAACUCCACCUGUUGAGAAGCCCUAUGGUUGUGAGGAUUGUGGAAAACACUUCCGCUGGACUUCAGACCUUGUCAGGCAUCAGAGGACACAUACAGGAGAAAAACCCUUCUUCUGUACUAUUUGUGGCAAAAGCUUCAGCCAGAAAUCUGUGCUAACAACACACCAAAGAAUCCACCUUGGAGGCAAACCUUACUUGUGUGGAGAGUGUGGCAAGGACUUCAGUGACCACAGGCGGUAUGUGGCACACCGGAAGACACACGCAGCUGAGGAGCUUUAUCUCUGCAGCGAGUGCGGGCGGUGCUUCAACCACAGUGCAGCAUUUGCCAAGCACCUGAGAGGACAUGCCUCAGUGAGGCCUUGCCGGUGCAGUGAAUGUGGAAAGAGCUUCAGUCGGAGGGACCACCUUGUCAGGCAUCAACGAACACACACUGGUGAGAAACCCUUCACGUGCCCUACCUGUGGAAAAAGCUUCAGCAGAGGCUAUCACUUAAUCAGACAUCAGAGGACCCACUCAGAAAAGACCUCCUAGCCAGGUCCCCAGUGAGGAGAUCUGCAUUCAUCUCCCAAGAAUGGGAUAGGAGAAGCCCUCUUGUCAGCCUAGGAAGACCUUUUCUAGGAAGCUUCCCUGGCCUGCCCAGAUCUCACAUCACCUCUUCCCAUAACUACGUAAAAGCCUGGGUGGAACCUCUCAGCCAUCUUUUAUGCCUUGAGGAGAUGUUUUGCCCACCUGGAUUGAGGCUUCUUCAUCACUGGUGUGCUUCCGCCUCUACCUCAUGGGUGUAAAGCAGGAGCAUUAGGAGACUUACAAGGUUUUGGUUAGUAUAUUUUCCAAAAAAUAGGCUGUUACAUAUCUGAAAGACUGCUUAGCAGCCUUGAGUAUAAAGUGGCCAAGGGCAGCCCCUUAGGUCUAGUAAGGGACCAGCCUGAGGGGUUCUGUCCUUACUGGGCUCAAAUCUUAAAGCACACAGCCCUGAAUUAGACAGGAGGUUUGUGUCCAGCUGGCUUUGCCACACCAUCACAGGAUACCUGUACAGACCCUCACUGUCUGAUUCACUCCUUCACGAGGCACUUCCUUUGAUGCUGGGGAGAAAUGUUUGAUGGCAAAAACCUCAAUGCUGCUUCCUGUGGACCUUGUCCAGCUGCUCCUUUCCCCAUUGUGAAAAUGAUGCCAGGUGCAAGACACUGCUAGAAAAGAGGGCCUUGCCAGAAGCUUCUUUCUUUGUGGGUUUCGUUUGUAUUUCUCCUGUUGGAAUACUCAUGCCCAUAGCCUGCCUUCUAUUCAACCAGUCUCUUGGUUUUGUCCCUAGCAUUUCUACUACAAGUGAGAUGUAGUAUUUGGGUGCCGAGGGAGUCAGUAAAGCAUAAUUAAAUCAUAAUGAAAUCACUUAUAUUUCCACAUAUGCACAAGCCCACCCCUCACCCCCCUUUGAAUGGGCUGUGUGAGGGGAUUUGGAACGGUGUUAGCUUACAAAGGCCCUAUAAAAAUUAGAGAAUCAUGCUUGACUUGGUCACUUCAUUUACAUGAAGAGAGCUGGAGAAGAUCCAAGAUCAAACUAUGGACAAAUAAGAAAAAUGCUGUUGCUGCUGCCCAAGACCAUCACGACUAUUUUCCUGACACCCAAUUGUCAUCAUCCUGGCCUCAGUGUUCUGACAUCAGGGAAAAUUGUGAACCCCAGCAUCCGAGACCCGAGGAAUUUACCAGUAGUAAAUGCCUUUCAUGUAUUUGUGUUUGCUUUUUCUUAUGUGAUUUCAUUCUCAUGUAACUAAGAACUAAAUAGUGGUAUCCCAUGAUGGCCCAAGGAUCUCUGUUGCCUGAUAAAGGUUCCAUGGAGAUGAGGCUGAAUAAUUACAAACCUCACCUGCUCUUAUUGUGGGAGUGGCAAAGACUGGGGAGAUGUCCUCCAUAAAUGGAGCACAGGGUAUGAGAUCAAAGCAUGAGAAGGGAGACAGUCUUCUGUGCCUGAUUGCUUCUGCUGUUUUACAAUCCAUUAUGUGCCAGCAUACCACAAGAAUAUGGGUGGAUUAACAAGACCCCAACCCUAACAGCCCAACAAGGAAAUUCUCAUUUUGGUCAAUAAUGAUACUCUUAUGGACUGGUUUGGUUUUAGUACCAGUCAGCCAUUGUCCUGGAAAUAUACACAUGUGAAAUAAAGGUAACUCUUGCAGCCAA